Molecule: messenger RNA, 2223 nt
Organism: Solanum stenotomum
Lineage: Eukaryota; Viridiplantae; Streptophyta; Magnoliopsida; Solanales; Solanaceae
Exons: 1
Coding region: 1-2223 (740 amino acids)
Molecular function (GO): zinc ion binding; nucleic acid binding
Source: RefSeq, a predicted model, not a curated record
AUGGUCAGAACUAGAGCAACAGGUGUGACAACACCAAUACCGGCAAGACAGGGUACGCCUAAGCCAACCGUUGGGGAUGCAGCUCGAAGGGGAGCAGUGGCAAGAGGCAGUAGUAGAGGUCGCGGGAGCAGGCCCACUAGAGGCAGAGGACAAACACCUGGUCCAGCUAGGGAUAAAGUGGUGACUCAUCCACCGACUGACGAGGUAGUGAGAGAGAGUGACGAAGGGGAAGAUGAGCAGAUUCAAGAGAAUGAAGUACCACCCCAGUCUACUCCAGAGAUGAUUAAUCAAGUUCUCACUUAUCUUAGCGGGUUAUCUGAUCAGGGGCAGGCACCCCCAACAUUUUCUUUACUAGCACCUCAAGUUCAGGGAGUACAACAUGCAGUCGAUGUGGCUCCUCGCAUGGAUGCGUCUUUGGAAACAGGCACGUUUCCCCGAUUGACUACAGGGCCUAUAAUGACUAGUGACCAGCAUGAUCUUUUUAUUAAGUUCUUAAAGCUGAAACCUCCAGUUUUCAAGGGUACUGAAUCUGAAGAUGCUUAUGAUUUCCUAGUUGAUUGUCAUGAGUUGUUACAUAAGAUGGACAUAGUGGAGCGAUUCGGUGUUGAGUUUGUGACCUACCAGUUUCAAGGGGAUGCCAAAAUGUGGUGGCGGUCUCAUGUGGAGUGUCGACCAGCAAAGGCACCACCUAUGACUUGGACAACAUUUUCUAGCUUAUUUAUGGAGAAGUACAUACCCCGGACUUUGAGGGACAGAAGGAGAGAUGAGUUCUUGAACAUAGAGCAAGGAAGGAUGUCUGUUGCAGCUUAUGAGGCUAAAUUUCGUGCGUUAUCCAGGUAUGCCACUCAACUUUGCUUCAGUCCGCAAGAGCGGAUUCGCCGCUUUGUAAAGGGAUUGAGGUCAGAUUUGCAGAUCCCAGCUUUACAGGUAGCUGCUUCUGCAAAAUCUUUUCAGGAAGUGAUUGAUUUUGCGAUUGAGGUAGAGGGGGUGAAGCCGGAUGACUUCACCAAGGUGUCAACAUUUAAAAAGUUUCGUAAGGGAGGUGAGUUUAGUGGUUCGUACUCCAGAGGGCAGAGUUCAGGGGGCUAUCCACUCCGUCCUAUUCAGUCUUCAUUGCAGGCUUCAGUUGAGGGUCCGUUGCGGGCCAGUCAACCUUUUUCUGAGUUUGGGGGUUACUUCCAGUCUUCUUCGUCUUCACAGAGACCUACACUCGACUCUAGGACUUGUUAUGGAUGUGGAGAGGCCGGACAUAUCAAGAAAUAUUGUCCAAAGCAGAGUCAGGCUCGGUACGAUCAGAGUUACAGAUCCCCAACAGUUAGUGGUAGAGGUGGUCAUGGUAGAGGCCGUCAUUCUGGAGGAUGUGGUGGCCAAGGUAAUGGUGGUCACCAGUUCAACCGGGGUGGCGGGCAGGUUGGAACUACUGGAGUGCAGCCUUGCAGAGGCAAUGGACAGACAGGUGAUAGGGCCCGUUGUUAUGCCUUCCCCGGAAGGUCAAAGGUAGAGACAUCUGAUGCUGUUAUCAUAGGUACUCUUUUGGUCUGUGAUCGCAUGGCUUCUAUAUUGUUUGAUCCUGGAUCCACAUUUUCUUAUGUAUCCUCCUCGUUCACUACUGGUCUUGAUUUGCAUUGUGAUUUGCUUGACAUGUCUAUUCGUGUCUCUACUCCUGUUGGUGAGUCUGUGAUAGUGGAAAAGGUGUAUAGGUCUUGCCUUGUGAUUUUUGUGGGGGGCGAGACUUAUGUAGAUCUGAUUAUUCUAGAGAUGGUUGAUUUUGAUGUAACUUUGGGUAUGACUUGGCUUUCUCCAAAUUUUGCUAUCUUAGAUUGUAAUGCUAAGACUGUGACCUUGGCCAAGCCUGGGAUAGAUCCACUUAUGUGGGAGGGUGACUAUAUUUCCUCCCCAGUUCGUAUUAUCUCUUGUCUUCGUGCUAAGAGGUUGGUGAGUAAGGGUUGUUUAGCCUUCUUGGCACAUCUUAGGGAUGAUACUUCCAAAGUGCCUUCAAUCGAGUCUGUUUCGAUAGUCUGUGAGUUUAGAGAUGUUUUUCCUUCUGACCUACCCGGUAUGCCACCAGAUAGAGAUAUUGAUUUUUGUAUUGAAUUGGAGCCGGGGACUCACCCCAUUUCCAUUCCACCUUAUAGAAUGGCCCCAACUGAGCUAAGGGAGUUAAAGGCCCAACUUCAGGAAUUGUUAGGUAAAGGUUUUAUUAGACCGAGUACAUCUCCUUAG